Messenger RNA from Oreochromis niloticus (Nile tilapia), 663 nucleotides. Its product is annotated as protein CEBPZOS. The transcript has 4 exons. Bases 164 to 409 code for a protein of 81 amino acids. NCBI's taxonomy places the organism in Eukaryota, Metazoa, Chordata, Actinopteri, Cichliformes, Cichlidae. The record is from RefSeq and is a predicted model, not a curated record.
UUCCGUACACCGGAAGCAGCGUGUUAGUAGUUUGCUGUGGUUGUUACAAGGGCAGAGGAUUUGUUUCUGCAAGCAUCUUACUCAACUGAUACAAUUUAUAGUGCUCUGAUUUAGAUUUAAAGCAGUUAUUCAUUUAUCUCAAGUACCACAAAUCUAAUAUAAGAUGUCUCCGAAACCUCUGGAGCCGCUGGCUAAGAAGCUCAUGAAGGGCGUGAUUGCUCUGGAGCUGCUGGGCGUCCUCGGGGCUUACGGUCUGUUUCGCACGAUGGACACCAGCCGAGAUUUCAGGAACACCAUGAACAGGAGGUUCCCAUCCAUCCUAGAAGUUUACUACAAGUCCAACGAGUGGGCGGGGAUCUACGGCAUCCGAGAGAGAGACCAGGAGGCCUGGUCAGCCAAACAGGAUUGAAGGUGUCCAUUGACGUCAUCAUCAUUGUCGCGUGCAGCGCCUUGGCAUCGGAGUCUGGAGCCUCCCACUUCGGCUGCUUCAGCACUACAUGUCAGGAAAAAAGACAUCACUUCCUGUAAAGACUCAUCCGAUCUCGUUCGUUUAUACAGGAAUUGUCUUUCUCUCUGUGGAGAAGUUAUUAAAUGUGGCUGGUAUCCAGCCCAGUCAAGGAAAUCCUGCCUUUGUUUUUAUUUUUUAAACACAUAUACUUUGUA